AUGGAGGCCGAGUGCGGGAGCUCGUGGGCCCUGGGGCUGCUGCGCACCUUCGAAGCGGGCGAGUUCGCGGGCUGGGAGAAGGUCGGCUCGGGCGGCUUCGGGCAGGUGUACAAGGUCCGCCACGUCCACUGGAAGACAUGGCUCGCCAUCAAGUGCUCGCCUAGCCUGCACGUCGACGACAGGGAACGCCUGGAACUCCUGGAAGAAGCCAAGAAGAUGGAGAUGGCUAAGUUUCGUUACAUUUUGCCGGUGUACGGCAUAUGCCGAGAGCCCGUCGGCCUCGUCAUGGAGUACAUGGAGACAGGCUCGCUGGAAAAACUGCUGGCCUCGGAGCCGCUCCCGUGGGAGCUGCGUUUCCGCAUCAUCCAUGAGACGGCGGUGGGCAUGAAUUUCCUACACUGCAUGGCACCGCCGCUUCUUCACCUGGACCUCAAGCCCGCCAACAUCCUGCUGGACGCCCACUACCAUGUCAAGAUUUCUGACUUUGGGCUCGCCAAGUGCAAUGGGCUGUCCCAUUCGCACGACCUCAGCAUGGAUGGGCUGUUUGGCACCAUUGCCUACCUCCCUCCAGAGCGCAUCCGGGAGAAGAGCCGGCUCUUUGACACCAAGCACGAUGUGUACAGCUUUGCCAUCGUCCUGUGGGGAGUACUCACACAGAAGAAGCCGUUUGCAGACGAGAAGAACAUUCUACACAUCAUGGUGAAGGUGGUAAAGGGCCACCGCCCCGAGCUGCCACCGGUCUGCAGAGCCCGGCCCCGUGCCUGCAGCAACUUGAUCCGCCUCAUGCAGCGGUGCUGGCAGGAUGACCCACACGCACGGCCCACCUUCCAGGAAAUUACGUCUGAAACCGAGGACCUGUAUGAAAAGCCCGAUGAUGAGGUGAGAGAAGCAGCUCGAGGUCUGGACGUGAGAAGUCCCCCCGAGCGCAAGAGCCAGGCGGUGCCCGUGUCCACGCCCCUCAAGCGCGCCUCGGCCCCAGCGUUCGAUAAUGACUACAGCCUUUCCGAGUUGCUGUCACAGCUGGACUCGGGGAUUUCUCAGACCAUCGAGGGCCCGGAAGAGCUCAGCCGCAGCUCCUCGGAAUCCAAACUCCCCUCGACGAGCAGCGGCAAAAGACUCUCGGGCAUCUCCUCGGUCGAUUCCGCCUUCUCGUCCAGAGGGUCGCUGUCCUUGUCUUUCGAGCGUGAGCCUUCAGCGGGAGAUCUCGGCACGACAGACAUUCAGAAGAAGAAGCUGGUGGAUGCCAUUGUAUGUGGGGACACCAGCCGGCUGAUGAAGAUCCUGCAGCCCCAGGAUGUGGACCUGCUCCUGGAGGGCAGCGCCAGCCUCCUGCACCUAGCCGUGGAGGCCGGCCAGGAGGAGUGCGUCAAGUGGCUUCUGCUCAACAACGCCAACCCCAACCUGACCAACCGGAAGGGCUCCACACCCCUGCACUUGGCCGUCGAGCGGAGGGUGCGCGGGGUCGUGGAGCUGCUGCUGGCCCGCAAGAUCAGUGUCAACGCCAAGGAUGAGGACCAGUGGACCGCCCUGCACUUUGCUGCCCAGAACGGGGAUGAGACCAGCACACGGCUGCUGCUGGAAAAGAAUGCCUCCGUCGACGAGGCGGACUGCGAGGGCCGCACGCCUGUGCACGUGGCCUGCCAGCAUGGCCAGGAGACCAUCGUGCGUAUCCUGCUGCGCCGCGGUGUGGAUGCUGGCCUGCAGGGCAAGGACGCCUGGGUCCCACUGCACUACGCCACCUGGCAGGGCCACCUGCCCAUUGUGAAGCUGCUGGCCAAGCAGCCGGGUGUGAGCGUGAAUGCCCAGACCCUGGAUGGGAGGACGCCCCUGCACCUGGCUGCCCAGCGGGGGCACUACCGCGUGGCCCGCAUCCUCAUCGACCUGCACUCUGAUGUCAACAUCUGUAACCAGCUCUUGCAGACGCCCCUGCACGUGGCCGCAGAGACGGGCCACACCAGCACCUCGCGGUUGCUCCUGCACCGUGGCGCUGAGAAGGAGGGGCUGACGGCCGAGGGCUGCACCGCCCUGCACCUGGCCGCCCGGAAUGGACACCUCACCACCGUGAAGCUGCUGGUGGAGGAGAAGGCUAAUUUGCUGGCUCGGGGGCCGCUGAGCCAGACGGCUCUCCACCUGGCCGCUGCCCAUGGACACUCGGAGGUGGUGGAGGAGCUGGUCAGUGCUGACAGCAUCAACCUGUCCGAUGACCGGGGGCUCAGCGCACUGCACCUGGCUGCCCAGGGCAGGCACGCAAAGACGGUGGAGGUGCUUCUCAAGCACGGGGCCCACAUCAACCUGCAGAGCCUCAAGUUCCAGGGUGGCCAGCAGCUGGGUGGGUCACCUGGCCACAGUCCCGUGUCCACACUCCUCCGAAGAAGUAAGACCUAG
This is a messenger RNA of Trichechus manatus latirostris (Florida manatee), 2385 nucleotides long. RefSeq names its product receptor interacting serine/threonine kinase 4 (gene RIPK4). Lineage: Eukaryota; Metazoa; Chordata; Mammalia; Sirenia; Trichechidae. Gene Ontology annotation, molecular function: protein kinase activity; protein binding; ATP binding. The record is from RefSeq and is a predicted model, not a curated record. Bases 1 to 2385 code for a protein of 794 amino acids. Gene Ontology annotation, biological process: protein phosphorylation. Gene Ontology annotation, cellular component: cytoplasm. The transcript has 8 exons.